ACUACCCUUCAAGGUUUCCUUUGACUGUCAGCUAUGUCCUGCUUCCCUACCAGAAAAAGCUUUCCCUUCUCUUCUCUUGCACCAAGUAUCUGCAGAUACCAGCCAUGGAUCACCAAACUAAGUUUGUCGUGCAGAAGAUUGUCGUGUCGCUCCACUCGGCGGGUGAGAUCUUGGAGAAUAUCCUGGGUAGAGCUUCUGAAGAGAAAGCAGAAAUGAUUUCUUGCCGAUCGAAUCUUGAUCCCAAGGAUGGGCUGGAAUUCCUGGGAUUGGAGGCUCAUAACAUCCAUGAUCUGGCCAAGGAGGUGGAGAUCAGGCUCUCGGAGUGCAGGGAGAAGGAAAGGAAGGAGAGAUGCAGGAUGGAGAGUAUGAUAUCAAGCUUAAAGAAGGAGAACCAGGAUAUUAGGAGCAUGUUGGAAGUUGCUGUAACUGAGAAGGAGGCGGCGGAGAAUAGCCUUCGUGUGUUGAAGGGCGACGGUGAUCAGAGAAGUUCAAUCCUGCAGAUUGCUGAGAAGGGGUUGCAGAAGGUUGGCUUUGGCUUCAUCAUGGAGGUGAUAAGUGGAGAAUCAGAAGGAGAUGAGAUGAGCAGCUCCAGCGCCAGUGCAGCAUCUAAUGGAAGAGAAAGUAAACAGGAGGUUGACAGUCUGGCUUCAAUAGUUGGUAAGACACUGAAAAACCUGCAUCAUGAGAUCAAUGACCUCAGACAGGCCUUAGACGAGUCCAGGUCAGAUUGUGAUCAUUUGCAACUUCUCGCUGCUCAACAGGCUCAGAAGAUAAUCAAACAUGAGUCGCACAUACAGGAUCUAAGAGAACGGGAAAUUCUCCUACUUCAAAGUGUGGAAGAGCUCAAUGUCCGGGUAAAGGAAGUAGAACAGGAAGCUGCACGAUGGAAAGAGGCAUGUGCGUUGGAAGUAGAAGCUGGAAAAGCUGCCAUUAAAGAACUGAACCAGGAGGUGACCUUGCUCAGAGAAGAACUGCGAAGAGUAAAAGCAGAUUUAGAUGCUGCAAACAGCAAGAUACAGCUAAAAGAGAAAUUAGCCGCCAGUGCAAUGGCAGCACAAGCUGCUGCAGAUGCAUGCCUUAAGCUUGCUGACAGUAGAUCUGCUGGGUUACAACAGAGAAUAGAAGAGUUGACAAGGCAGAUAGAGCAAGAAGAUACACAUGCAAGAAAAGGGAGAGACAGUGCCCGAAAAAGAAUAAGAUACGCCUGCUGGCCAUGGCAGCAACUUCGAGUCAUAUCAACAUCCUCUCGUGCUAGGACAUGGUCUGUUGAUCAGAACGGAAGAUUGUUACCAAGGACAGAAGCACUACUUCAAAUAAGGAUCUGACUAAGUUCUCACAGUUUCCCAGACUAGCUAGACAUAUCCCUCCCUGUUCCCCUAUUUUCUCUAUGUAAGCAUGCACCUUAGAUUUUUGCAAUAAAUUCAUAUGGUCUUCUCACUA
Molecule: messenger RNA, 1440 nt
Organism: Triticum aestivum (bread wheat)
Lineage: Eukaryota; Viridiplantae; Streptophyta; Magnoliopsida; Poales; Poaceae
Exons: 5
Coding region: 105-1325 (406 amino acids)
Source: RefSeq, a predicted model, not a curated record